Ruditapes philippinarum (Manila clam) is the source of this 2558-nucleotide messenger RNA. RefSeq lists its product as uncharacterized. The record is from RefSeq and is a predicted model, not a curated record. Bases 335 to 1666 code for a protein of 443 amino acids. Gene Ontology annotation, molecular function: nucleic acid binding. NCBI's taxonomy places the organism in Eukaryota, Metazoa, Mollusca, Bivalvia, Venerida, Veneridae. Gene Ontology annotation, biological process: DNA integration. The transcript has 2 exons.
UGAUAACUUGUCAAAAUUUCAUGAUGGUAUGUGCAAACAACAUGUUAACUUGUCAAAGUAUCGUGAUGACAUGUGCAAAGAACAUGUUGACUUGUCGAAGUGUCAUGAUGACGUGUGCAAACAACAUGUUAACAUGUCGAAAUAAUAUGCUGACUUGUGCAAAUAGGUACAUAUCAUUUCAAACAGAAAUGAUCUUGUUAAACGUGCCUAAAUGUAAAGUUGAUUUGUAUUUAUAUAAGAUGCAUUCGGUUAAUAUGAAGAAAAUUGUUGUUAUGUAAGAGUAAUCUUGUUUGUAUUUGUUUCGUUAUUUUUUUAUUCGUACACAAGUGAAUCAAUGGAAUCAAUUUUAAAUAAACUGGGAUUAGGAAGGCACGCAAACGCCUUCAUAGAGGAAAAUAUUUCUCCUGAUAUUGUUAAUAAGAUGUCGUUGUAUGAUAUGCGUUGCGUGGGCAUUUAUGACAGGAGUGAAAUUAUGAAGUUGAGAACAGCCUGCCUUCAAUAUGGAACGUCAAAACCAUUUCUUGUCGAUGGUGCAAAUGGAGGCGCCCCUGUCUAUAAUAUACCAAAAAGUAACCUAGAAAUUCUCCUGGAUAUAGGAUUUACAAUAAAGGAAAUGUCUUUAUUACUUGGUGUUUCUGAAAGCACUCUGUAUCGACGAAUGCGUGUUUUUGGAUUGAAGAAAGUCAUUUUUUCGGAUAUAAGCGACGAUGACCUUACAGCUGUUGUUAAACAAACUAUAGAGGAGUUUCCAAAAAGUGGGGAACGGAUGUUGAUUGAAAUUAUAAGACAAAAAGGGAUCCGUAUACAAAGAUACCGACUUCGAGACAUUCUUCAUGAACAUGAUGAAGUUGGAAUUAAAGAACGGCAAUUGGGUAGACUGCAUAGACGUAUUUACCAUGUUCAAUGUCCCAACCACAUGUGGCACAUUGACACAAAUCAUAAACUUAUACGAUGGGGCUUUAUUAUCUCAGGGGCAAUAGAUGGUUUCAGUAGACUGGUGACUGCAUUAAGUUGUCUGGACAAUAAUAAAUCUGAUUCAUUACUUCAGGUGUUUCUAGAGGCUACCGGGAAGUAUGGUACACCUCGAUAUGUGCGAACAGAUAUGGGACUGGAAAAUACUAAAAUUGCAGAAUACAUGCAGGUAAAACGCGGUGUUCGCAGUAUUCUUACAGGAAAAAGCACUCAUAACCAAAGAAUUGAAAGGUUAUGGCGUGAUGUUUUUGACGGGGUUCUUUUUCAUUAUUACCAACUAUUUGGUUUUAUGGAAGAUGAACAAAUUUUAGAUGUUUUGAAUCCAGUACAUAUCUUUGCUCUCCAUUUUGUUUACAUGCAUAAAAUAAACGAAAAACUGAGUAUUUGGAAAGAAGCGUGGGCUACCCACAGAAUACGCACAAUUGGAUCGUCUCCUUUGCGAUUAUGGACAUCUGGUGUCAUGAACAGUGCUUCGGACACACUUGAAAACAACCUUACAUAUUUUAAUGAUGCUUUGUCAACACAUAACAUGAAUCAAACACCUUUAUUUAUGGCAGAUCAUCCAGAAAUAAGUGAAGCAUGUUUUGAACGAUUAUCAGAAGAGUGUCCUCGUCAAUGGAAUUGUUCAAAUUUCGGGAUCAGUAUAUAUCAAAACGCUAUAAGGAUUCUUAAUGAUAGUAACAUGAACGCAUAAUUAUUUACUACAACAAAAUGUAAUGUUACUGAAGCGGAAGUAGAAUUUCAUGGUUACCUCUGUUUUCAUUUUAUAUUUUAGGUAUUCAUUUUGACUAAAGUAAUAUUGAUGACCUACCAUCCAUGACUAUGGCAGAUACUUCAGUUUUUGCUAACUAAUAUAAAAAGACGUAUAUGAUUGUUUCAAUUAGAUAAUAUCUUUAUUUGAAAGAGAAACACUGUUUUAGCGGCAAAUACCAUUCUUCGUUGUACUAUUAUAAGACAAUGAAUUGCGUCACUACGCUAAUUUUAAUACAUAAGUGUUUUAAAGCUGCCUUUUCUUUCACCUCGCAUGGUACAUAUAUAAAAUACAGUGUAGAAUAAUGUUUCUGACAUUCUCAAUAAAAUUUUUGAAGUUCAUUUGUUAUAUGCAAAUGUUUACCUUAUCUUUAAAAGUUAUACUCCUCAUCUUUUAAGUUUAUACUCCUUUUUCCCCUCAUAAAGAAGGCUUUAAUAUGCAGUCUUCAAACAAGAGGUAAUAAUCUUUACAUAAGUAUCUUCAACAUUUGAAAUGUUAUGAUGUAUUAACGUAUUUACUAAUAAUGUUUUUCUCAUAGUCGUCUUGUUCAACUAUUUUGGCUGUGGUCAUGCCAGCUACUCGAACGAGACAGUUUAUCACUAAGAAAACACAACUUUCGAGAACCUCCACAGAUGUUCAUAGCACAAAUUGGCAAAAAAGGGAAAAGGAAAUAUUUAAACACUUGUUGAUUUACUUUUAUUUCAAACACUAUUAACAAUUAAACAUGUUAAUAAUUAUUUAUUAUGAACUGAGUUAAACAUAAAAGUUAUGAUCAUACAUGUACCAACUACUAUUCCAGAUGGUGCAAAACUGAAGUAAUCUGACAGUUUGUAAA